AUGGUGAUGCAGGAAGGAUCGACGUCUCUGUUCAGUCAGCACCUCAAGCUGCCAUCGCUUCCCAACAGCUCCCUGACGUCCUCCUCCUCCGACCCAAAGAAGAGCAAGAGCUUCCACACCUCUAAGGAUUGCUUCAAAGGAGGAAGAACCGACCUCCUCACUACAGCCACAACCACCAACACCAGCAGCUUCUCCAAACUCCACAAACCCUCCAAGGACCACAAAGAAAAGCCUUUAAAAGACUUGAAAGAGCCCAAAAGUGCCUUUAGAGACUCUGGCUGGGAAUCCUCAAAACUCCCCAAAGAAUUUUCAAGGAAACCCAAAGAAAAUCAGCCACUCAGAGACAGCAACCCUAAGAUGGGUUUCAAGGAACCCAAGUCUUUGGCCAAGGAUCAUCGAAGCGAGGGUCUGGCCCACGGACCCACGGGGUUGAACAAGCGUCACUCCACGUUGGACGGCGAUGACCCGAUGACCAAAAAACGCAGGAAGGGAUACCUCGAACCGUCGGGGAAGCCGACGUCUGGUUCAGACUCUCAUUACUCUGACAAGAAGAGAUCGCAGACGAGCAAGCCGUGCCACGACCCGGACGAAGCCGAGCGCAGGAAGGCGUCCAGGCUCCCGCCGUUCCAGGAGCUGGUGGACCCCAACGACUCAGACAUGGAGGAUCAGUCCAAAUCCGAUUCUGAACAGCCCAGUCCUGCCAGCUCCAGCUCCAGCUCCGGCUUUACUCCCACACACCACAAACGUCAAGUUCUCGGACCGCUGCAGUCUGUGGUGCAGGACCUGCAGUCUGAGGACAACGAUGACGACUCGGAGGACGUCGAUGACAAUGACUCCGACACGGAGCGGCCGGCACAGACGCGGCUCCCGCACCACCAGCGCAGGGUGAGUUUAAGUGACGGCAGCGAGAGUGACGGCUCCUCCCCCUCACCCCGCCCCCGCAAAGAGGCUCCGGCGUUAAUAAAGACCACCAGUAACCAGAUUCUGGAGGUGAAGAGCCCCGUCAAACAGAGCAAGCAGGAUAAGAACGAAAACAUCGACUGUGACAAGGCGUAUCUGGAUGAGUUGGUAGAGCUGCACAAGAGGCUGAUGACGCUCAGAGAAGGCCACAUACUGCAGCAGAUCGUGAACCUCAUCGAGGAGACGGGGCACUUCCACAUCACCAACACUACUUUUGACUUUGACCUCUGCUCCUUGGACAGAAGCACGGUUCGGAAGCUGCAGAGUUACCUGGAAACGUCGGGACUGUCCUGAGGCGCGGGGCGGGGCCGUGCUGCUACGACCUUUGACUCCUCCUGAAGGAAACCAGAGGUUCGUGUUCCUCCUCCGCUGAGCGCGGCGCGCCGAGCGGCCCCGAGGAGGCCGAGCCCUGUCCAUCAGGAGAUCACCUGGAAGGCCUUGAACCCCGAGCGGAGGAGCGUGAAUGUUCACCAAACGUUUGCUCAGCAUUGCCUUACAACGCUAACGUCUUAUUUAUUGAGUUGAUUUCGGAGACGCGUGCGUGUUCAGGACGAGGAUGAGACUGCGGAAGCACUUGGAGGGGCAGGAAUUUCUGACGAGGUCAGAAAACUACCGAUUGUUUCUGCAGCCGAGUCGACUCUGAGAAACUGAGCGAAUCGUCUCUGCAGCUCCGCCCCCCCCCCCAGCAGCUCAUUUGAAUCAUUCAAAGUAAAAGUUUUUCAGACGCUUAUUGGAUUUAUGGCUAAGAAACAAACCAGAAAAAUGUCCAAACAAAUGUUUUUACUUAUGUUAAGUAUAGGAAUCCUCUGCUGCAGCAGGUACUUCUGGAAUAUUCCAUCCUCUGGGUCUGUGUUGAAAUCCUCGUCAUUUAUCGCUCGUUAGAGACUUUCUUCCAUCCAGGAAGUAGGAAGAAAGGGAGGAGAAACUCCCUUCAUGCCGUCUAGACAUCAGCACAGGAAUGGCUGUGAGGAAAAAAAAAAACAUUCAUUUUUAUUUAUUUUAAAAGUUUAGCUUUUGUUUUCAAACGGGAUCGUCUUACAUUUGCCUGCUUGGUUAACUGAAGAUGAGGAGGAGGGUCUUUUUUCUCAUCCCAGCGCUCUUUCUUUGGCUCUUCUUCUGUAUUUUUGGGGAAAAAAUAAAUGUUUUGUAUGAUGUGCAGAAAAACAAACACGCUUUUCAUUCUUAAACAUGAGGUUUUUUUCUAUUCAGUUUAAAUUUACAUACAUUUAUAUAUUGAAAUGUUUUUUGCCUUUUAGGUCGAUGCAAGAUUAAAUCACUACUUUAACUAUUGAGCAAAAAAUACUUGCAAAAAGA
Messenger RNA from Cyprinodon variegatus (sheepshead minnow), 2274 nucleotides. RefSeq names its product protein AF-9-like (gene mllt3). Gene Ontology annotation, cellular component: super elongation complex. The transcript has 8 exons. The record is from RefSeq and is a predicted model, not a curated record. NCBI's taxonomy places the organism in Eukaryota, Metazoa, Chordata, Actinopteri, Cyprinodontiformes, Cyprinodontidae. The coding region runs from base 1 to 1254 and encodes 417 amino acids.